UUUUGUCAUGUUGCGCUCCGCAUCCCGUUCUGUAAAGCCUUCGUUCAAGGCAUUGCGCUCAACCGUGCCAGCAGCAGGUAGUAGCAGGGCAUUUGCUCGCACUGCUGUGGCUGCUUCUGAGUCAGGACUGAACUCGUUAGAUACAUUCACAGAGGAAGAGCAGAUGCUCCGAGAGACUGUUCAGCGUUUUGCCCAAGAUGUUAUUGCACCCAAAGUUCGCGAGAUGGACGAGAAUGAAAUGAUGGACCCAGAAGUCGUCAAGGGCCUGUUCGAGCAAGGCCUCAUGGGAAUCGAGACUCCGGCCGAUCUCGGGGGCUCCGAAUUCUCAUUUACGUCUGCUAUUAUCGCUAUCGAAGAGCUCGCGAAGGUUGAUCCGUCUGUCUCGGUAAUGUGCGACGUGCACAAUACGUUGGUCAACACGGUCAUACGCAAGUACGGCACGAAGGAGCAACAGGAGAAAUUUCUACCAUUGCUCGCACAGUCUCAGGUCGGCAGCUUUUGUCUCUCGGAGCCCGCGUCCGGCUCGGAUGCGUUCGCGCUACGAACAUACGCAAAAAAGGAUGGUGACAGCUGGGUCAUCAACGGCUCGAAGAUGUGGAUCACGAACUCGCACGAGGCUGAGGUCUUCCUCAUUUUUGCCAACGUCGACCCGAGCGUGGGUUACAAAGGCAUCACCUGCUUCCUCGCGACGAAGGACAUGGGCGUCCAGAUCGCGAAGAAGGAGCAGAAGCUCGGCAUCCGCGCGAGCUCGACCUGCUCGCUCAGCUUCGACGACAUGCGCGUCCCCGCGGCGAACGUCGUCGGCGAGGUCGGCAAGGGUUACAAGAUCGCGAUCGAGAUCCUCAACGAGGGCCGCAUCGGCAUCGCCGCGCAGAUGCUCGGGCUCGCGCAGGGCGCGUUCGACAAGGCCGUGCCGUACACGUUCGAGCGCAAGCAGUUCGGACAGCCCGUCGGCACCUUCCAGGGCAUGCAGUUCCAGAUGGCGCAGGCUGCCGUCGACAUCGAGACCGCGCGGAUGCUCACGUACAAUGCGGCGCGCCGCAAGGACGAGGGGCGCGACUUCACCAAGGAGGCCGCCAUGGCGAAGUACUGGGCGAGUGUCGUCGCCCAGCGCGUCUCGGGCAGCGCGAUCGAGUGGGCGGGUGGUGUGGGCUUCACCCGUGAGACAGGCAUUGAGAAGUUUUGGAGGGACUCGAAGAUCGGAGCAAUAUACGAGGGAACGUCCAACAUUCAACUGCAGACGAUUGCAAGGUCUAUCUACAAGCAAUACUCAUAGGCGUAGGCCGCUCCAGGGAUAUCCAGGCAUGGGGAGAAGGGACGGGCUAUUAUACAUAUGUAUGCUAGCGCGACGAGCGGAGCAGGAAAACACUGGAUUGUUAUGAAGAUGACUUGUGAGCCGGACGUUUACCAGUCGUCCGCAUGAAGAUGAGCAUGCCCUCAUACACGGCCCAGCCGAUAGCAGAACUCAGGACUUUUCGUGACAGACGAAGAACGGCGCCGUCGAAGAAGCCGGGGAGACCGCGUUGCUUCCACACGGUGGUGACGGUUUGCGUAAGCCCAUGAUACCGCGCCUCUCUUCGGACCUGCAUUUUUGUCUUUACGACAUCGAAUGGGUGAGUGACCAUAGUCGCAAUCGCUCCUGCCGAAGCAGCAGAAAAACUGUGCACUCCGGCCGCGUGCAGCGACGACGUUGACGGCAUGAGCUGGUUCAUCUCGUGUUUGAUGCCCUCAUAAAACACCACGAACAGCCCCGCAUACGGGGCGUCCCGAAGUGCGGAUGGCAAGACACCGACGAAGAGCUCAGAGGGGCCGCCGCGCACCAUUGAUCGCAUGGCCCCAAACAGGCUGCUGUACGCGUAGAAGUUGCUCUCAUAUCGCGCCUUCAGCACCGAGAAUGGGUUCAGGACGAAGCCGACUGAGACACGCGCGACGGCGCCGGCAACGAGGUUUCCCUGACUUGUGAGCUUCGGAAGUGUCGUGCCAUGUGCGGUGGGUUCAGCGGUGCGAAUAUGUUUGAAGUAGGGAGAGGUUGAGAGAAACGUUCGGAGCUGGUUGAGACCUGUGAAGUACAGUGCGACGCCAGGGAUGUUUCGAAGAAGAGUUGCUGUUGUACCACGCCAUAGUCCUAUAACACCAUUGGUGCGUACAACUUCGCGUGCAGUGCCAAUGAUGCGCAAUCCGGGCUUUUGACCCACUGUUUGGCCAUCGCCCUGCUGCAUACGCGUCUUUAACAGGUCAA
Messenger RNA from Phanerochaete carnosa HHB-10118-sp, 2239 nucleotides. RefSeq lists its product as uncharacterized. The coding region runs from base 239 to 1276 and encodes 345 amino acids. Gene Ontology annotation, cellular component: mitochondrion. The record is from RefSeq and is a predicted model, not a curated record. Lineage: Eukaryota; Fungi; Basidiomycota; Agaricomycetes; Polyporales; Phanerochaetaceae. The transcript is spliced from 12 exons. Gene Ontology annotation, molecular function: flavin adenine dinucleotide binding; acyl-CoA dehydrogenase activity.